Messenger RNA from Acinonyx jubatus (cheetah), 3058 nucleotides. It is a transcript of the gene RARA, whose product is annotated as retinoic acid receptor alpha. Lineage: Eukaryota; Metazoa; Chordata; Mammalia; Carnivora; Felidae. The record is from RefSeq and is a predicted model, not a curated record. Gene Ontology annotation, cellular component: nucleus; transcription regulator complex. The transcript has 9 exons. Bases 1123 to 2511 code for a protein of 462 amino acids. Gene Ontology annotation, biological process: cellular response to corticotropin-releasing hormone stimulus; retinoic acid receptor signaling pathway; regulation of transcription by RNA polymerase II. Gene Ontology annotation, molecular function: zinc ion binding; nuclear glucocorticoid receptor binding; RNA polymerase II cis-regulatory region sequence-specific DNA binding.
UUUUUUCAGAUGGGAAAAUUAAGAUUCAGAGAAAGGAAGCGACUUAUUCAAGGUCGCACAGCUCUGAGUUCCAAUUGAUCCCCAGAGAAGGAUUAUAACUAUAGGAGUUAGGGGCUUAAUAUCUAGGGCCAGAGUCACUAUAUUCACUUCUAUAUUAUGCUCUCUUCCCCGGUUUAGGUGUUGGGCGUGUGUGUGAUCUGUGCCUCUGCGAGUGUUGGUACGUGUGAUUGGGGGCAAGGGAGUGUGAUACCACACACUGCUGUCCUUUCUCGACAGAGUCCUCUUUCCAUUCUUUCCGCAGAACUCCUCCUGCCCUCUCAGAAUCUCUCCUUUUGGGGCAGAGGGAGGGAAUUCUCCCAGAUUCCCACGGUCCAGCCUUUAGCUAGGCGCGUCUCCUUUAAGACUCGCCCUUCUCCGGGUCUGUUAAGGAGGGGCGGGGGGCGUGAUCCCACAGGCCCGCCCCUGGCUGGUGAUAGGUCGGUGGGCGGGCAGAGGCGGGUCUGGGUGGGGGAGAGGGCCGCCCCUCCUGCUCCGUACCCUCCGCCCCCCUAGUCUGGGGCUCCGGGUAAAGUUUCAGCCUCCGCACGUGACUCGCCAUGGCCGCUGCCUUCGCCCCGCGCCCCUGAGCCGCGGCCCCCCAGACUGCUCCUCUCCUGGGAUCCCGUACCCCUGACGCUUAACAGCACCGAGGCGCAGGGUCAGGGCAGACGCCGAGCCCGCGGGCGCUCUGGACGGAUUGCUUCCUCCCGCUGCGAGUGCCACAGAACAUGGCCCCCCGAGCCACCUAGCCAGGGCCCAUCUGGAAGAGGCAUCCUCUUCGGUGUCCUGAAGGCCAGCUCUGGACCUUCCCAGAAAAGUGCCAGCUCACAGAACUGCCUGACCGAAGGACCAGCUCUUGGGACCUCCCCCAACCCACGCGGCCCCCCGCUAGAGUCGGGGAUCCAGGAGGCUGAGAUUAGCCUGUUGGCCUUGGACAGAAGCUCCAGGACAGAAGGGGGGGGUGGGCUGACCACCCAGACCCCCUCUGGGCCCAGGCCCCAUGCCCCGAGGAGGGGCAGCCUGAAGCCCGUCAGAGCCUCCUGCCAGACUGUCUGCCUACCCUUCUGACUGUGGCUGCUUGGCAUGGCCAGCAACAGCAGCUCCUGCCCAACACCUGGGGGAGGGCACCUCAAUGGGUACCCGGUGCCCCCCUACGCCUUCUUCUUCCCGCCAAUGCUGGGUGGACUUUCUCCGCCAGGCGCCCUGACCACUCUCCAGCACCAGCUUCCAGUCAGCGGCUAUAGCACACCAUCCCCAGCCACCAUUGAGACCCAGAGCAGCAGUUCCGAAGAGAUAGUGCCCAGUCCUCCCUCGCCACCCCCCCUCCCCCGCAUCUACAAGCCUUGCUUUGUCUGUCAAGACAAAUCCUCAGGCUACCACUAUGGGGUCAGCGCCUGUGAGGGCUGCAAGGGCUUCUUCCGACGCAGCAUCCAGAAGAACAUGGUGUACACGUGUCACCGGGACAAGAACUGCAUCAUCAACAAGGUGACCCGGAACCGUUGCCAGUACUGCCGGCUGCAGAAGUGCUUUGAAGUGGGCAUGUCCAAGGAGUCUGUGAGGAACGACAGAAACAAGAAGAAGAAGGAGGCGCCCAAGCCUGAGUGCUCGGAGAGCUACACGCUGACGCCCGAGGUUGGGGAGCUCAUCGAGAAGGUGCGCAAAGCGCACCAGGAGACCUUCCCCGCCCUCUGCCAGCUGGGCAAAUACACUACGAACAACAGCUCAGAGCAACGUGUCUCUCUGGACAUUGACCUCUGGGACAAGUUCAGUGAACUCUCCACCAAGUGCAUCAUUAAGACUGUGGAGUUCGCCAAGCAACUGCCCGGCUUUACCACCCUCACCAUUGCCGACCAGAUCACCCUCCUCAAGGCUGCCUGCCUGGACAUCCUGAUCCUGCGGAUCUGCACGCGGUACACGCCCGAGCAGGACACAAUGACCUUCUCAGAUGGGCUGACCCUGAACCGGACCCAGAUGCACAAUGCCGGCUUCGGCCCCCUCACGGAUCUGGUCUUCGCAUUUGCCAACCAGCUGCUGCCCCUGGAGAUGGAUGAUGCUGAGACUGGUCUUCUCAGUGCCAUCUGUCUUAUCUGUGGAGACCGGCAGGACCUGGAGCAGCCAGACAGGGUGGACAUGCUUCAGGAGCCGCUGCUGGAGGCGCUGAAGGUCUAUGUGCGGAAACGGAGGCCCAGCCGCCCCCACAUGUUCCCCAAGAUGCUGAUGAAGAUCACGGACCUGCGAAGCAUCAGUGCUAAGGGGGCUGAGCGGGUGAUCACGCUGAAGAUGGAGAUCCCGGGCUCCAUGCCACCUCUCAUCCAGGAAAUGCUAGAGAACUCCGAGGGCCUGGACACUCUGAGCGGACAGCCAGGGAGCGGGGGGCGGGAUGGGGGUGGCCUGGCCCCCGCCCCCGGUAGCUGUAGCCCCAGCCUCAGCCCCAGCUCAAACAGAAGCAGCCCGGCCGCCCACUCCCCGUGACCGCCCGUGCCCCGUGGACACAGCCCUCACCCCACGCCCUGGCUUUUCUCUGCCUUUCUACCAACCAUGCGACCCCCACCAGCCCUGCCCCCCACCUGUCCUCCCUUUCCUGGGGGACAGGAGGGAGGAGGCGGCGACUCUUCAGAUGGAGGCCCAGGUGCAGAUGGACUGCCUGCUCCUGCAGCCUGGGCUGAUGUCAGGGGCAAGGUCAUGAACUGAGUGAGGACCCCUGGUCCUGGGCCUCAGGAUGGAGCCUGGGGGCCUGGUGUUCAUCAAGACAGCCCUCUGCCCCCCUUGCCACAUCUUCAUCACCAGCAAACGCCAGGACCUGGCUCCCCCAUACUCAGAACCCGCAAGCCAUUGCCCCCCGGUCGGGAACCCCCCCCUGCCUAGGUUGGUGACAGAGGGGGUGGGCCAGGGGUGGGGGGUUCCCCCUGUACAUACCCUGCCAUACCAACCCCCAGGUAUUAAUUCUCGCUGGUUUUGUUUUUAUUUUAAUUUUUUUUUGGUUUUGAUUUUUUUAAUAAGAAUUUUCAUUUUAAGCACA